Messenger RNA from Zophobas morio, 1968 nucleotides. RefSeq names its product esterase FE4-like. The coding region runs from base 124 to 1824 and encodes 566 amino acids. NCBI's taxonomy places the organism in Eukaryota, Metazoa, Arthropoda, Insecta, Coleoptera, Tenebrionidae. The record is from RefSeq and is a predicted model, not a curated record. The transcript is spliced from 10 exons.
GUGUUAUCUAGUACUUAAAUAUAUUUUUUUGUUAAAUUUUAAGAGACAAGAUUAGAAUCACAACUUGGUUUUAUAUCAUAAGUUCACAUAUGUUUGUGAUAUUUAAUCAGUAAGUAGGUCAUAAUGUUGUGCAAAACUCUUCUUCUCUUUAUAACUUUGGGGACAAAUUUGGGUAGCCAGGGUUAUUCUAUGGAAAGUCCAGUUGUUGAGUUACCUAACGGAAAAAUAGAAGGACUCCAAGUAACCACCUAUGCUAAUAAAACAUACUACUCUUUCCAGAAAAUACCAUAUGCAAGUCCACCAGUAGGAACUCUUAGAUUUAAGGCACCGCAACCUGCUCAAAAUUGGGAUGGUAUUCUUAAUGCUACUUAUUUAGACACAAGCUGCUAUCAAUUACAGAUUAAUCAAGCUUCUGAUUCAGAAGAUUGUUUGUUCGUUAACGUCUACACACCAGAGCUUCCUACAAAUGACCAGAAUGUGUCUCUUCCUGUAAUGUUUUUCAUAUACGGAGGUGCAUUUCUUCUAGGUUCUAGCAUCUUAGCCCCACCAGACCUCUUCGUAAACAAUGAUGUCAUUCUAGUUUCCUUCAACUAUCGUUUAGGGGCUUUUGGCUUCCUUUCAACUCAAGACGAAGUAAUUCCUGGAAAUAAUGGCUUAAAAGAUCAACUACUUGCAUUACAGUGGACUCACCAAAAUAUCCACUUAUUUGGUGGAAAUCCAGACAAAAUAACAGUUUUUGGGCAAAGCGCUGGAUCUGCUUCAGUUGCCUACCAAAUGCUUAAUCAAGAUUCGGUGGGACUUUUCGCCGGAGCAAUAUUGGAAAGUGGAUCAUUUCUAUCGCCUUGGGCGUUCCAGAGAAAUUCUAGACAAAUUGCUUUUAACACAGCAGCCAUCUUGAAUUCAACGUUUUCAAGUAGCAAUGACUCUGCGGCUUUGUUGGAAUUUUUACAGGGUGUUGCUGCUGAAGAUUUAGAUGCAGCAGCUGAACAGUACUUAAUAAACCAAACCACUCCGUGGGAUUACGCCGUCUCACAAGGCAACUUAUUUGCACCUGUAAUAGAAGUGAAGAAUCCCGAUGCUUUCCUUACUAGAAAAAUGUAUGGACUUCUGCAAGCAGGAAAUAUCAUAAAAGUACCAGUUAUGAUAGGCUUCAAUUCUGAAGAGUCUUUACUUUUUAACCAAGAUCCAGCUGUUUUCCAAACGGUCUUAGAGGCUUGGGAUGCAAAGUUAGAUUUGAUAGUUCCAAAUGACAUGCAAAUUACUGACUUGGAAAAACACUCAGAAAUGGCACUUUCAAUUAGAGAUAUUUAUACAGGUGGUGAAACUUUUGGAAUUCGUUUAGGGGACGGCAUUAGAUAUUGCAGUGACAACUCUUUUACUAGAUCUAUAAUUAAACACGCUGAAUUUUACUCUACUUUAGCAGAAACGUAUUUCUACCAGUUCUCGUACGAUGGAAAACUGGGCAAUAUUUCUGUUCAUUAUGAUGGUGCUGACAGUGUUGGUCAUUCUGAAGAAGCUUUCUACUUAUUCUGUAGCGGAUUAGGCUGUAACUUCGAUUCUUAUGUUCCAGAAAAUGAUCGAAUUACGUCAGAACGCUUGAUCAAACUUUGGACCGAUUUUGCUAAAUUCCAAAAUCCUACACCCGAAGUAUCGGAAUUGUUACAAAAUAUUACUUGGCCCCCACUUUCCGUCGUUGAUGGAGAUUUUCUAUAUCUUGAUAUUAAUGAGAAUUUGGAAAUUAAAAACCACCCCAAAUCUGCUACGUUUGACGAAUGGGAUAAGCUUUACGAAAAUUUGGGCUACAGCGACUUUGAUACUUAUUAACUUGAUUCUUGGUUCAACGGGCUAGAUUUUUUAUAUUAGCUAGAUCUGUAUAAUAUUUUCAUAUAUGUCAAGUCACGGGCAACCAAAAGAUUUCAGAUUAUAAUGGAGUAUAGAUGCCUUUAAUUAAAACCUUCUCAUCUCUCA